UCAUUUUUAAGUGGUAAUUCAGAGCUAUUGAUCAUUCCUGACAAUCAGUUAGCACAAUAUACAAAGGACAGUGAUUGUGUGUGAUGUAAUGCAACCUUGUUUCUCAAAUGCUUAGUCUGACUUGCCUGUUUGUCUAUUUAUAACAGCUGAACAGAGCAGAGGUAUUUAUUUCCACACAGACCCAUUUAAACAAACACAAGUUGUGCUAGCAUCGUCAGUGGAGCCAGGGAGUCUAUUUUCAAACACAAGAAAUAUCAACAGUGAUGGGCAAGAAUAGGACCACCAGCUCUGGUCUUCAUCCACACUGUGAAAAAUGUUAUAACCAGCACUGCAAGAUUCCCAUAGACAUCUCAAAUUCCUGUGCCUUCAUUUCCUGCCGGUUGAACUGCGGUGCAGCCUUCCAUCUUUGUAAAGAGGAUGAGCAUCGUCUUCUCUGCCCUAAGGAAACCGUACCCUGCCUCAACUCUGGCUAUGGCUGUCCCAUGACCAUGACCCAUCAAAGACUUGCCAAGCACCUAGAAGUGUGUCCUGCCAGCGUGAUCACCUGUACCCUGGAAUGGAACCGAUGGCCUGUGAACGAGGCAGAUACCGCCUUCUACAGAAAUGCCCUCCAGGAUCCAAACUACAUGAGUCAGAUGGACCUUGCUAUGGCCCUUAGAGAUCAGAAGCUUCUGUUUAGCUCAAUUCAGAUGAAGACACUCUUCCCUGAGUUGAUAGAGAAGACGGAGGAGCCUGAAGUUCCACUGGAUGGUGCUGUAGGAGGUCUUGAUCCAGAGAGCUGGGAGUCUCUGAACUUAAACCCGGAAGAGAUGUUGGAGAACAGUCUUAAUGGGGAAGAAGUACAAGAACUAACACAAGAGGAGAGGCUGGCCCUUGCUAAGAGUAAAAAUGUGGCCUGCUUGGAGAACUACGGAAUGUGGGAGAGAAUGUUUGCGAAGGAGAAGGAAGGAUGCAAGCAAACUGUGAAGAAUUUAGAGGACAAAAGUUGUUCGAUUAAGGACAAGGAUGACCCAAGAGUGACCCCUCAGAAUUCCCACGAUGAUAUUGCCAUAACAGGUUUAGCCCCUUGGCAAGAUGGCGUUCUUGAUAGACUCGGUAAAGAAGUCAACGUGGCUGAGUACAAUAUGUAUCUGGUGCACAACGGAUGCAUGCUUAUCAACUUUGGUCAGCUGGCUGCUUGCACACCUAAAGAGAAAGAUUUUGUUUAUGGUAAUUUAGAGCCCAUUGAAGUUCAAACUGUACGCUCUUUCAACGUUCCAAAAAGCUACAGAGCCAAGCGUAGCCACCUCAAGGAUCCAUCACAAAUAGUUAAGAAGACACACCAGAAUGUGGACACAUCUGAUUUAGGCAUUGCUGUUGAAGAGCUCCCAAAGGCGAAUGAGGUAGAAGCCACACUUCUGUGUGCACUAGAAAGAGAACUGAAAGGUCAUCAGAUAUGUGAGACUGUUGGAACCGACGGGCUAUAUGUUGACAUUGGCACCCAGACCUAUGACUUUCGUUCUGCUCCAUUCAACAGUGAUGCAUCUUUGGCCGAUGUUGUUGAGGACCAACCGCAAAACCUACAUGUGCAGAUUCAGACUGAAUGUGUGACUAGGAGACACAACAAAUCCUGCUCAGCCUUUACUUACCUGUGCUGUCAUGCCUUCAGGCGUGAUGAAUACCCCUGGCACUUUAGGAACGUGCAUGGAGACAUUCAGUCAUGUCUUACUGGCUGGUUUUUACAGCGGUGCCCACUGGCUUACCUUGGUUGCACCUUUAGCCAGAAGCAAUUUCGACCAUCUAAAUAUCAGGCUACCGUGAGCUAUGAUACAGAUCUUAGCACUUUUAUCUUACGGCCAGAGGUGACAGCGUCACUUUACAAAGGAGUAAGAAUCGCUAACAGUGAUCGCAAACGAGCAAGGAAUUUGGAUUCUCUGAGCAGGCUUCCUUUUGAGAUCUUACAACACAUAGUGAGUUUUCUGGAUAGUGUGUCUUUGGGACAUCUAUCUCAAGUUUCCCAGUUAAUGAGGGAGGUGUGCAGCACUGUUCUUCAGCAAAAGGGUAUGGUGUACCUCAAAUGGGAGAAAAAGACAUAUUCUCAUGGUGGAUUCACCUGGAGGGCCCGAAAAAAGGUAUGGGAGUUUAGCAGUCUGUUCUCUCCAGUGGAUAAAUGGGUCUUUGACGACAUGCCCCCUAUGGCAGAGCACCUGAAGGUCUGUCCUUUCUACCAGAAGGAGAUCCGAAGUGAACCUGUGGCGUUACCCGGCAUGACAGAUCUCCAGGAGAGAAGAGGAGAGUUCCAGACUCUAGUCAAUAGUGUCCUCACUACUGUCAAGGCACACAGAGAAUAACAGACGGUCGUGUGGCAAAAGCUUUGGACAUAUAACAUAAAAGCAUGCUGCAAGCACUGUCAAAUGUCUUCUAGAUAAAAUUGCUAUAGUCAAUGUUACAUUUUAAAGGGAUAGUCUGCUCAAAAAAAAAAAAAAAGAAAAAAAAAAAAGAAAGAAAGAAAGUUCUGUCAUCAUUUACUUUCACACUCAUGUCAAAGACGAUAAUUUGGGAAAUUAUUAUUAUUAUUAUUAUUAUCAUUAUCUAUAAAAUGGAAGUCAGUGGUAACAAAACUGUUUGGUUACCAGCAUUCUUCAAAAUAUCUUCUUUUGUGUUCCACAGAACAAACAAAGCCAUACAAGUCUGGAACAACAUGAGGGUGAGUAAAUUAAGCAGGAUUUCCUUUUUUUUCCCCUUUCUUUUUUCUUUUUAGUUUUUUUUGUUUGUUUGUUUGUUUCUCCAGUGGACUAUUUUGACAGAUCUUUGCUGACCUCUACUGGCUGAAAAAUACACUGUCAUAAAGGCUUCAAAAUAGUUAUAAUACUAUAAAUGCAUUUACAGUGGAGUAGUUAAAAUUAUUUUAUUUUGAAUUUAAUACCUUUGUUUCAUUACAAAUAAUAGUUAUUAUUAGAUUAUAUUAUUAGAUUUUGUUGACUAAGGUUAACAAAUGAAACCUUAUUGUAAAAUGCUACCAAUUUAAUCAUCUUCUUCAGCAUGAUUUGAGAAGAAUCACAUAAUCAAUCUCACACAUUUACUUAUUUGAUUAGUGAUCUUAAAUAUUUCUUUAUUUUGUUAUAA
Molecule: messenger RNA, 3105 nt
Organism: Megalobrama amblycephala (Wuchang bream)
Lineage: Eukaryota; Metazoa; Chordata; Actinopteri; Cypriniformes; Xenocyprididae
Product: F-box only protein 40
Exons: 4
Coding region: 264-2330 (688 amino acids)
Cellular component (GO): cytoplasm
Molecular function (GO): zinc ion binding; protein binding; ubiquitin protein ligase activity
Source: RefSeq, a predicted model, not a curated record